Molecule: messenger RNA, 1016 nt
Organism: Seminavis robusta
Lineage: Eukaryota; Bacillariophyta; Bacillariophyceae; Naviculales; Naviculaceae
Source: the annotation of a GenBank genome assembly
AAGACCAUGAAGUCCUUCAAGUUUUCCUUCUAUGCAUCACUACUAUUAAUAGUGUUGCUGUCCUUUAGCACAAGCAGUACUCGUAGUUGUGUGUCUGCCUUCACCCUGCCAUUGCUCAUGGCGGAUGUGUCUUCGACUCAAACGCAGACCUCGUCGGACUCGGAAGCUUCCGUAAGGUAUCUGUAUGAUCCCGCAGAACGGCAAGCUCAUUACAACAAUGACGCCGACAUAGCUCAGUACCUCGUAGAUCUUCACGACCAUCAGGCCACAUUUGACUUUUGCGGAGGAAUGAUGUUCCAGCUGGAACUCACGCCAGCCUUGAGGGACCAUCUCGUGCACGUGGCUGCUAUUAAUAGUGCUAGUAGCGGUAGCGGUAGUAGCGGUAGUAGCAAUAGUGGUACAUGUAGUGAGCAACCAGUGGUCUUUGAUGCAGGCAAACCACGAAUGUUCAUGACGGACAAUUACCAGCAAACCUCGAAUGCAGACAAUCUUGGCGUAUUUCAUGGCAGAGAAAUCAGACAAGUUCCCACGGCGGCAGGUGGCAUGGGAAUGGUCUUGCAACUCAGUCUAGCUACCGGUACUGGUACCCAAGACAGCACAAGCACAAACACAAACACAAACGCAGACACAAACGCAGACAAGGAAGGAUGGACAUCCGCUGAACUAGCACGCUACGACGGCUGGGGUCACGACAGUGGAAGAGAAUGGCGCAAGGGAAAUCAGCUGGAAGAGGAAGGAUUCACGAACUUUCGACAGAAAUAUGGACCCAACGCAUUCUCGCUCCAUCAUCGAUUCUUCCUUCACUACGACCGAGCAAACAGAAUCUGGUUGUCAGCCGAAGAUGGAUGCGAAGGUACACCCGCGCCCUCGCAAAAACCGUCUCUCUCCAAUCUAUUUGGACUCUUGUAGGAAACAAAACAAAACAUAACAUAAACAAAACAUAAACUAUAAACACCGAGAGCGCAAGAACCGAAAUGAUCUGAUCUAUCUUUUAUCAUUUCUUCUAUCUCUAGAGU